Messenger RNA from Medicago truncatula (barrel medic), 1422 nucleotides. Lineage: Eukaryota; Viridiplantae; Streptophyta; Magnoliopsida; Fabales; Fabaceae. The record is from the annotation of a RefSeq genome assembly.
AUGAAAACCUUAUAUUCCCUGAGGAGGUUCUACCACGUGGAAACGCUCUUUAAUGGAACUUUAGCUUUAACGGGCCGUGACCAAGAAACUACCGGUUUUGCUUGGUGGGCCGGGAAUGCCCGACUUAUCAAUUUAUCCGGUAAACUACUGGGGGCCCAUGUAGCCCAUGCCGGAUUAAUAGUAUUCUGGGCCGGAGCAAUGAACCUAUUUGAAGUCGCUCAUUUCGUACCCGAGAAGCCCAUGUAUGAACAAGGAUUAAUUUUACUUCCCCAUCUAGCUACUCUAGGUUGGGGGGUAGGUCCUGGAGGGGAAGUUAUAGACACCUUUCCAUACUUUGUCUCUGGAGUACUUCACUUAAUUUCUUCUGCAGUAUUGGGCUUUGGCGGUAUUUAUCAUGCACUUCUGGGACCUGAGACUCUUGAAGAAUCUUUUCCUUUCUUUGGUUAUGUAUGGAAAGAUAGAAAUAAAAUGACUACUAUUUUAGGUAUUCACUUAAUUUUGUUAGGGAUAGGGGCUUUUCUUCUAGUAUUUAAGGCUUCUUAUUUUGGAGGUAUAUAUGAUACCUGGGCUCCAGGAGGGGGGGAUGUAAGAAAAAUUACCAACUUAACCCUUAGUCCAAGUAUUAUAUUGGGUUAUUUACUAAAAUCUCCUUUUGGGGGAGAGGGGUGGAUUGUUAGUGUGGACGAUUUGGAAGACAUAAUUGGAGGGCAUGUAUGGUUGGGUUCCAUUUGUAUACUUGGUGGAAUCUGGCAUAUCUUAACUAAACCCUUUGCAUGGGCUCGUCGUGCACUAGUAUGGUCUGGAGAAGCUUACUUGUCUUAUAGUUUAGCAGCUUUAUCCCUUUUUGGUUUUAUAGCUUGUUGCUUUGUCUGGUUUAAUAAUACUGCUUAUCCUAGUGAGUUUUAUGGUCCUACUGGACCGGAAGCUUCUCAAGCUCAAGCAUUUACUUUUCUAGUUAGAGACCAACGUCUUGGAGCUAAUGUAGGAUCCGCUCAAGGACCGACCGGUUUAGGUAAAUAUUUAAUGCGUUCUCCGACCGGAGAGGUUAUUUUUGGGGGAGAAACUAUGCGUUUUUGGGAUCUGCGUGCUCCCUGGUUAGAACCUCUAAGAGGUCCUAAUGGUUUGGACUUGAGUAGACUGAAAAAAGACAUACAGCCUUGGCAAGAACGUCGUUCUGCGGAAUAUAUGACUCAUGCUCCUUUAGGUUCUUUAAAUUCCGUGGGUGGCGUAGCUACAGAGAUUAAUGCAGUCAAUUAUGUCUCUCCUAGAAGUUGGUUAGCUACUUCUCAUUUUGUUCUAGGAUUCUUCCUAUUCGUAGGUCAUUUAUGGCACGCGGGAAGAGCUCGUGCAGCUGCCGCAGGAUUUGAAAAAGGAAUUGAUCGAGAUUCGGAGCCUGUUCUUUUCAUGACUCCUCUUAAUUGA